GAGGCCGCCAGUUUCAAGCAGUGUGUGUGUAUCAUGCAAUUCACUGAAUCUUCUCUCUUUCAAAUGUUCCAGGACACUUUAGAGCCACACAUGGCUUUUUGAAGUAUUCCAGUUGGGGUGUUCUGUGUUUUUCUUGUGUUCUUGUUUUUCUCGUAUUUGUGUUUUUUUUCCAAGUUAAAAAAUAAAUAAAUUAUUAAAUCUUUGGUUUCGUAAUGAGCUGGAGAAUUAACGUAAAGGUUUAUUUCGUUUGAGUCUGAGGAUUUUUUUCUGUACAUCUGUGUUUUUCUCGAGAGAUAGAUGUAGGACUAUGGGAUGCAAUCAUCAUUGGAAACUAGACGGAGAGUUACAGUUCAUACCUGGAGCUCUUCUGUGUUUGGUCGUGAGUGUGUAUGUGUGUAGUUUCUUGCUCUGAUUCCAUACAAUUCCCAAAAGUCAAGCAAAAGAGAAAGUUUUAAAAGUUAUUUAUGUUUGAAAAUAAAGUUUUUCCCGUGUUCCGUCACAAACAGAAAAACUUGCCCUCGUGGAACCCGCUCGAUUUUGGAUAAUUAAAAAACAAAGGAGGAUGCUUUGAGGGCAUAUAUCAUCAUUCCUCUUUCAAUUUCGGAUGUGCAUUUCUGAGUCUUCUCCUUUUAUCAUAGUUGUCAUUGGUUCUAGUGCUGGGAAUGCGAAUCAUUUUUUCUAUGUUGAAAAGUUGAUUAAUGUCAUUCAACAUGCUCCCAGCCUGAAAAGGGGGAAACACUCUUCAUCGUUCUCACAACGCAACUUUGGCGCCUUUUUUUUUGUACUCUUCCAAGUCGACGUGUUUCUGUGUGAUUGUGUUAGGAACCAGUCGAAAUUCUAGUUGGCAAUUAACAUGUCAUUUCGACUUUUUAACAAAGUGGACAAAAUGCAGUCCACUAAGAGCAGGAAACUAUUGCGCUUUAGUCCCAAGCUCAGAAAGCGGAAGUCAGAAAAGGGCGUCCAUGGUGUAACCAUGGCAACCGGUAACGACGGCCAUGUUCCAAAUGGUCUCAACGACAGAGAACGAUUGGAAAUGAAACAAGCAUUUGAUAUGUUCGAUAAGAAUAAUGAUGGUAAAAUAUCGUGCGAUGAGCUGGGAUGCGUGCUCAGGACAUUAGGACACGAGUACUCUCAGAUGGAGAUAGAGGACAUGAUCAAGCACGCGGACAUUAACGAGAAUGGUUAUGUGGAAUACGAUGAGUUCCUGGUGCUGAUGAAGCGCUGGUCUACGCAGACUGUUGAAGCCCCUGAGGAAGUUGAAAAAACAGAAGACAAAACCAAAGAGACUUUUAAGGUGUUUGAUAUGGAUGGCAAUGGUUUCAUAGAUCAGCAUGAGUUGCGGUACAUAAUGAAAAGGCUGGGUGAGAAUCUCGAGGAGGAAGAUGUGAAAGAGAUGUUCCAAUUGGCAGACUUAAACGGAGAUGGUUUAAUAGACUACGAAGAAUUCCAGAAACUUCUGGGAGGUUUAGGUGGAGGUCUUGGAGCUGGAGCCUCAGGUUCUCAGGCACCGUCUUCAUCCACUUCUUCUUCAUCCUCCUCCUCCAGCAAACACACACCGAAAGCUUCAAAGUCCAAAGAUGGGAAGAAGAAAUAGAGUAAAAAUUGUACAAACAAAUCUGUGAUAUGUCGCACAUGAUUGGUUGACGUGAAAAGACCUCAGAGCUAAUACACUCAGAGCUAAAUUUCUCACUGCUUACACUGUAAGCCAAUUUUUAAAAAAACUUUUGGAGCUAAAAUAUUAAGAGCCUAAUUUCUUGGAGCUAAACUCUGUGCUAAAAUAAUUGGAAAUCAACUCAAGGAGCUAAAAGUCUGAGAUAGAACGCUUGGAUCUAAAACUCUAGGCUCUCUCACUCACUUAGAGAUGUGUUAACUGAGGUUUUAUUUUAUGUGUUUUAAAAAAUGUUUCUGUUUAGUUUUUUUUACAACCAGGAAGUUUCUUUUCAAUGUAUAAACAUGUCAAGACAUACCAGCUAGAUUGUGGAAAUUCAACAAGUGUUUCUGUUUAUUCUUUGACACUUCAGAUUAUGAGAUUUUUUCCUUUUCCCCCUUUGAUUUUUUCUUGGAUGUAUUUUAUUGAAAAAUUCAGUCUCCAUGCAAAGGAUUGUUCACUGCUAUGGAAGCAUCUAGCAAACAUCUUUAAUCAUCAAUUUUUCAUCAACUGUUUAUUGAAAUAAUAUAUAUUUAAUUUAUUACAGUUUGUAGUUUAAUACCGGUAAUUAUUUGCAUUUAUGUGAAAUUAUCAACCAUUUCAGGCUUGCGUUAAAGUCUGGAAACAUUUUGUAUUGUCACCUUGCAGUAUUGACCUAAAGAGUUAGGAGUUAUUUCUAUUCAUGCACAGAGUGUUAUGGAUUUAUUAUUUUUACUUUUUUUAAAUUACUAAACUGAUAUUAAAUAUUUAAUUCUUACAUUUCGUUUCAUUUCAUGCUUGUUUAUUAAAAAUGUAGAAUUUAAAAAUACAUUUUCAGUACUACUUGUUUUAAAUUGAAGUGUAGUUCUAUUCUGUAAAUAAAGAAAUGUACAUAAUUUUUUUCCUUUUUUUUUCUAAUGAUAAUUAUUUCAUCACUUUUAUAUUGAAGUUGUAGUCUAUUUUUCAGGGGCAAUAAUUAUCUUUGUCUCAGAAAAUCAGACAAUACUAUUGCAUGUGUUCUUUGUUGACAUUUUUUUUAUACACUCUUUUGCAACACAAAGAUGAUCCCAUGAACUAAAGAAGCUGUCCUGUGACACUGGUUAAAUUCACAUGAAAAUUAGCUAGCUGUUACACGAGCCAUGUCAAAGAGCUAAAUACAAUGUUAUGGAUGUUACCAGGAUUUUUUUUCAGGGAGAUUCUAAUGUGGGUUGGGAUGGGGGGAGAGGAUUAAAAAAUUUUUCUGUGUUUACAAAAAGGCUGCAGCACAGCAUCUUGCUAUUCUUCUAACCAAAACAAAAGUGCAGACCAAAUAUCAAAACCCAUGGCUGCACCUACAGAAGACCUUGACUAUUCUGCUUGAAUUAUCAUGUUACUUAUUAAUGAAGCUUAGCGAUGAUAGAAAAAUCUCUCAUCCCCCUACCUUGACUUCAGCCAUAGAAUUCAGUGGCUACACUUUCCUUCAUUUUCCUCAAGCUGUUUCUUGAACUCUCGAUAAAUUACAUUAUUAUUGAAGCUCAGCAAUCGGUCGGAAAAUAGAUAGAGUGUGACAUAUUACUGGGGGAGUGUCGGGGGAGUGCUAAGCCCAUGCAUCAUUUUAAGUAAAAAGUUGGUUGGAAUAGAGCAUAUUAUUAACUGGUGCUAAAGGACUUUUGUAGGAACCAAAAAAAAAGUUUUCAUUUAGAAAAGACAGGGCAAUUUCUUAUACUGUCACAGGGUCUCAAUCCACACUGGCCCUAAAACAAUAAUAUUGUAACAAUUGAUAUAGUCUAAUUCUAACAAUUAAACCAUAUCCUCUACAAUUACAACAAUCCAAGAUCUUGAGACACAAAAUACAGUUAACUAACCCUAUAAAAGUGGAUAGAUGAAAAGGGUUUUCAAUAAAAACAUCUGAUGUUAGACCAAACAGUACCAUGGCCUCCUCUUACAAGUUACAGGGCUACUUUCUUCUAUUAUACACAUUGCACGAUGGUCAUUCUUGCAAAUCAAAACAUUGACGAGUCAUCACAACAGAGGUCAAUUGGAGUCAUCCAGAUUGAACAGUCAUAAUAAACCUACUACAUUAAGAUAUGUAUGAGGAUACUGACACCUGUGCUAAAGGACUUUUGUAAAAAGCUAAGAAAGUUGUAAAAAAAAAAAGAAAGUUUUCUUAUAUAAAAGACAGGCCAAUUCAUUUUAAAAAUUCUGGCUUUUCACCAUUUGAAAGAAUGCAACAUAAAGCUUAUAUUAUUAUGAACUAAUAAAAUAUUUGAACUCCCAUAUAAGUUAAAAGCAUCUAGUGUACAUAAUUUUCUUUUCCUGUAAAAUAAAAUAAUUGUGGAGCAUGCAAAGGAGUUAUCUUUACAUUAAUAAAAAAAAUAGGUUCAUGUAUCUUAGCUUUUUGAAGUCUAUGGUGAAUAGCUUUACAGCAUAUGCAUCACAUUUCUAACAAACUCAAGAAUUUUGAUUUUAGUCCACACAAAUAAAAAAAAUAUUUUUUUUCCUUUUCUUUCACAAUGAAUAACAAAACAAAUUAUAUCAUAAAAAAUUGAUGUCAUAAAUCUUUUUAAAAUUUUAAUUCUAGCAUAUAGAAACUACAUUAAACCUAUAUAUUGGUCUUCUAAUAAAAAAAAGAAAUAUUUAUUUGCUGGAAAAGUUUUAUUUUUUUUUGUGUACUCCCAAUCAACAGAAAUACAGCAAAAAAUUCAGAGUGAAAACUUAACAUAUUUUUUGGGUUGCCUGAACUUUUAGACUUAAUAAAAUUACUCUUGUUUUUCUUCUAAACUUAAACCUUUACCUCAAGCUAAAAAGAAAGUAUGCUAUAAAUUUAUUUUGGUCAAGAAACUUCAAACUAUCCAGAUGUUGGAUGCACUUUCUUCAAAAGUUGAAUUGAAUGUCCUAAAGCAUAUAGCAUUAUAGUGGUCAUAUUAUUAGUUGUAUUUUUCAAUAAAUAUAGUUUUUCUUUCUUCUUUGAAAUUUGAAUUCUCUGUGCACAGUUGAAAUUAUUCUUUCAUAUAGUUUUGACAUUAUUUAAGUUUUAUUUGUGUGUUCUAACACAAGUAUUGAUGUUUUGUUUUAUAUACCUGAGUGGAAAGAAUUUGCAUCAAUUUCUUUCCUUUGAAUUUUUUUGUUUGUUCUUUGUGUAAUUUUUCUUUAUCUCCAUUGUAAUUUGAAUGAUCAUUUUCUUUUCAAAUUUUACAAUGUAUGUAGGUACAUUGAACAGAAAUCUGCGUUGCACAUAUCACAUAUGUUAGCAAUUAAUUGUUGACACAUAGGUCAGUAUUUCGAAAAAAUUUUAGUGGUAGAUAGUUGGAAGUCACCAUAAACUUUUUAGUUUACCUCCACAUUUAUGUCCCUUAACUGGGGUUACUGUUUUUAAAAAAACUAACUAAAUGGAGUUUUGAAUAUCAGUUGUUGUUUUUUUCUUCUUGUUUUUUUUUUCUGUCAAAAAUAUUUUAUACUUGUGACAGUGUCAUUCAUGACCACUAUAAAAAUUACUCUGAAAUAUUUCAGUUCUUAAGUGUCAUUUUUUUUUAAAGUGUAUUUUAAGAAAGAAAAACUCUUUUUACAUUCAAUUUUGAGUAAUGAAAAACAAAUCAAUAAAUUCUUAUGAAAGAGGCAAUGUUUAUUGAUUUCAAAAGGCAUUUUCUUGUUAAAACAUUUGUCUUUGACUUACAAUUUUUACUGUCCCAUCACAUUAUAUCUGUAAAUAUACUUGCAACUUUUUUUUUUUCUUUCAUUGAAAAACACUAGUUUUUAUGCAGUCAAGUUAUAAAUAGCCUUGUAUAGAAUAAUGUUUGUUUAGUACAAAGUACUGGAUAAAUUCUGUUAAUGCCUAUAAGUAGAUGUCUUAUAAUGUUGUGUGAUUGUCACCACUUUCCCUUGAACAUAAAAUAACACUACCAGUUAUAUGCUUGAGCCCUUUCUGUGUGUGUACAUUUUUUUCCCUUAGUUUUUUUGUAUGUCUUUAUUAUACAUUAUUUUUUAAUUUCACAGAUUUUAAUUACUAGCUUUAAGUAGAUAAUUCGAUGACAAAGAUCAAACACAAAACAUAUCAUUUUCUUGAAUUGGUAAAAACCAGGGCUGGAAAUACCUCUAGACAACACAAGCUAUAGCUUAGGGCCCCCCAAGAAAUAUUUUUAGCACUUACAUAUAAUAUCUGGACUUAUAAAGGGCCCCAUAUAUAUAAUAACUUAGGACCUUUUCAAGUCUAAAUACAGUACUGGUAAAAACUUGUUUAUUUUAUGAAUUUAGUUAUGUGUAUAUAUUUGACCUCAAAGAGAAUAAGAUUUUGGUCCAUUCUGCCUAGUUAGAUCUAGUAUCAAAUUGAUUGAGUUAGCAAUUUAAUAUUGGUAUUAAAAGCUGUAAAAAUUAAUUUUACAGUGGCAUUGAUAGCAAUUAAUGACUUCACAUCAGAACUCUAUUGAUGGUGGGCAUAAGUCUGCAAUGAAUGACAUAGUGAUAGUGCCCCCACAGAAAAUAUUUUGGAACUUAGUAGAUAAUUAUCUUUUUCUUGAAUAAUAGUUAUUUUUUAUUUUUGAUAUUCUAACACUUAUAAACCUAUUACACAGAAUAGUUACUUUUGUAAUGAGCUUUGAUUUCUUAUAUAUGCAAAUGUAUCAUCUCUCUUAAUUUUAAAUUUUUAUAUAGAAAAAAGUUUUUUUUUUAAACACAAAAAAUUGUCUUUAUCAAUUGUUCCACAUUCCACUAUGAAAUCAGAACUGUCCUGAGUUUGUCCUAAGUUUGUGUUGCCUAUUGCCCAACCACUAUUUAUGCAGUAUAAAAGUUUUUUUUUUUUAAAUCAAUUAUUUCGUUGUUGUGUUUCUAUAAUAUGUAAUGAUAUUGCUGACAGGUGAACAUGUAUAGUGUGAUGUUAUUGUCGUUUUUUUUUUUACUACAGUUGAACCUUGUCAUAUUAAUGAUGACUCAUUAGCUAUCACAAGUCUUCUUCUUCUUUCUCAUUGUCAUAAGAGUUGAGUCUAUGACUCUUGGAACUCUAGGCCCAUGGAAGUGUACCUCUAUCUUCUGACUGGGAAAGAUCCAAGGGGAUGUAAAUUAUUACAUCCCUAUUACCAAUGGCUCAUAUCCCAAGGUGCUCGGAUUAGAAGUGAGGCCAGUGCCAGAGCACAUCCCCCAUAUUCUUUUCUGUGCCACAUCAGCCAUGCAAGAGGCCGCCAUAAAAACAGUCACUUGAGGAAGGGUGUUUGUUGGGACUUGCUUCCAUCCCCACCAGUGCAAUGGACUUGGUCCUUAGGCACCCCAACAGUGGUUCUUUUUUUGCUUCUCUAUUGGCAUAAUUGUCUUCUAACAAUUGUUUCCAUCCGAGUGCCACAUUGAGGCUGAGAAGCAAUGCCCAAGCUAUUGCAAGUCAAAUUUAGCUUUCAAAAUGAAGAUUCCUGAUAUUAUCUAUUUGAAAUGGUGCAGCCAUUGAGCUUGAGAUAAUUUCAUAUAUCAGAUGUUCGAUAAUAGUGAUGACAAUAUACCCUACCUCCCAUAACUCAGUUAAGAUUGAUGCAUGCAUUUAAAAACAAAACAAAAAAGAAACUGGGUCUUUGAAACAUGCUGUUUGAUUUGACAAGGUUUUAUUGUAUUUAAAAAAAAUAAAAUAUUUAGUUAGUUGUCUUUUUUUUUUAUUAUUGAAUAAGAUCUAUCUAUAUAUAAAUACUUAUAAAUAUUUAUAAAAUUAUUUCACUUGAAAAUGUGAUUUAAUGCAAUAUUUAUUCCAACUUUUUAAACUUUUCCUAUGUAGAGAGUCAUAAGCUGUUUAGUAUACCAGUGUUUAUUGUUUAAAUCUUUAUAUGCCAGAUUUAAGGGUAAAUGAUUAUAUUAUCAUGCUCUUUUUGCUCCCUUCUCUCAAAUUUUUUUUUUUAAUUAAUGUGGUAGUUCUCAAAAUCUUAACAAAAAAGAAAUGUUUAAUGGCAUGUAUUUUCAUAAAAAAACAAAAAGCAAAAAAAAAAAAAUUGGUGCUUAGAAAUUUUGUGAUCCCUUUUUUUUAAAAAAUAUUACAUGCUAACUUAGUUACCAAAACCUGGACACCUGUUAAAAAGAGAUGAAUGCAUGGUCUGUUAUUAAGACAUUAUCCCUUGUCACUUCCCAUCUGUUGCAACUGGUCUUUCCUCUGUAUAAAUACAUUGAAAACACACAAAUUAAAUAAUCUCCCGGAGCAGACGCAAUGUUCCACUUCACUCUAGCAUUGUAUCUUUGUUGUAGCCAACACAGUGUGAUUAUGUAAUACACUAUCCUAGCCCUGACUUCCAUGGUUUCAGUUAUGUGCAUUUUUUUUUCUUACACCUAAUUUUUUUUUUUAAUGUACAUGCAUAUAAUAUAUAUAAUUAAAUAUUUUAAUAUUUAUAUAUACAUUUCCCCUUCUCUGUAAGAGUGCACAUGUUCUUAUGGUAUUGGCCAGUUAAGAUUGUAAUUUAUCAUGAGGGGACGGAACUAUGUAAGGGAUGUUUUUGUGUUGACGUCUGCCAGAUUAAUUGCGAAGAUUAUGUGUACAUGUCCUUAAACAGAAAUUAAACAAAGAAAACUAUUCUAAGAAUCUUUAAACUUUUGUGUAAAAAUUACUGAUCAUGUUCUUUAUAAAAGGGAUUGGCCUUAUAUAACUUGUUUAAUAGCAAUCUAUGAAGAAAUAUGAAUUGAAAAAAAAAUUGUAAUGUAUCAUUAAUUAACAAUGAUUGGGCUCAAGCUAAGCUUACAUUAUGAAGAUGUAUUGAGAAGUUCAAAAAUUGUUUGCUUGAAAAGUAUUCACUUUAUUGUCUACCACUUUGAAAACAGAAAAUUGUGUUGCAUUGUUUCAUGAAGAGGAGAUUUUAAUAUGCCCAUUGUAUAGAAAGUAAUGUACGAAGUGGCAACUAGUGCACUGAACAAUCCAAAGGAUACAAUGGAUUUAGUUUCUCAGGUUUUUAAAAAUGGAAAUAAUUAAUUUUUUUUUUAUAAAUCUGUCCCAAGUCUGCUCCUUCCAAGUUUGAGAACCUUCCACCUUUGAAUACCUGUUGUUGUUUUUUUU
This is a messenger RNA of Biomphalaria glabrata, 8612 nucleotides long. RefSeq names its product calmodulin-A-like. NCBI's taxonomy places the organism in Eukaryota, Metazoa, Mollusca, Gastropoda, Planorbidae. The transcript is spliced from 6 exons. Bases 854 to 1594 code for a protein of 246 amino acids. The record is from RefSeq and is a predicted model, not a curated record. Gene Ontology annotation, molecular function: calcium ion binding; enzyme regulator activity.